Messenger RNA from Pygoscelis adeliae (Adelie penguin), 3252 nucleotides. Its product is annotated as glutamate receptor 4-like. The coding region runs from base 386 to 550 and encodes 54 amino acids. The record is from RefSeq and is a predicted model, not a curated record. NCBI's taxonomy places the organism in Eukaryota, Metazoa, Chordata, Aves, Sphenisciformes, Spheniscidae. The transcript has 2 exons.
AGCCAAAAUCACAUUGCUUUCCAAGCUGUAUGCAUUUUGUGUGAAUAAACUGUUCCCGUUGAAGUACUGUGUGUAAUGUAGUGUGAGCUCCCUUCUCCACUUCUCCUCUAACUGAUCUUUCCGCACACAUUUGUAGGAGAAGACCAGUGCCCUCAGUCUGAGCAACGUGGCCGGAGUCUUCUACAUUCUCGUCGGGGGACUUGGUUUGGCAAUGCUGGUGGCUUUGAUUGAGUUCUGUUACAAGUCGAGAGCCGAGGCGAAACGAAUGAAGGUGGCAAAGAAUGCACAGAAUAUUAACCCAACUUCCUCGCAGAAUUCACAGAAUUUUGCAACUUAUAAGGAAGGUUACAACGUAUAUGGAAUCGAAAGUGUUAAAAUUUAGGGGAUGACCUUGAAUGAUGCCAUGAGGAGCAAGGCAAGGCUGUCAAUUACAGGAAGUACUGGAGAAAAUGGACGUGUUAUGACUCCAGAAUUUCCAAAAGCAGUGCAUGCAGUACCUUACGUGAGUCCUGGCAUGGGAAUGAAUGUCAGUGUGACUGAUCUCUCGUGAUUGAUAAGAACCUUUUGAGUGCCUUACACAAUGGUUUUCUUGUGCGUUUAUUGUCAAAGUGGUGAGAGGCAUCCAGUAUCUUGAAGACUUUUCUUUCAGCCAAGAAUUCUUAUAUUUGUGGAGUUCAUCUUGGAUUGUAAUGAAUGCUUAGUUCAAAACACAACACCAUUUUCUACACAAGUUCAAGAUGAAGCUUGACUGACAUGCACAGCUAACAUGGAAGUACUGUAAUCUAACUGAAGUCGUUGUACAGGCAACACACCAGUUUCUGCAGCCACCGUUGUUAGUCCCUUGGUUCAUAUUGACUUAAGCACACUUGACAUCAAUUGCAUCAAGAUGUGACAUGUUUUAUAAGAAAAAAAAAAAACAUUUAAAAUGAAAAAAAUAUUUUUAGGUAUUUUCACAAACAAAAACUGGCUUUUAAAUAAAUUUGCUUCCAUAAUGGUUGAAUAUGACAAAAGAAAAAAAAAAAGAAAAAAAAUCUAGACUGCGGGGAAGUGGAAUAUGAAAAUAAGGCUUAAGGCAUCAGUUCCUUAUUUUUCAAAGCCAAAUAUGUAAUGUUGAGAAGAAAUAAUAAUUAAAAGGUUCAAAUCUUGUAAUUUAAUAUUGUUAUUAAAACUUUGCUGUAUAUCCUAUUCUUUAACAUUUGGUGUUAAUAUAAAAUUACUUGGCAAUGCUUGACAUUUGAAAUAAACUUUUUUCUAUGGUUUUAUUUGCAAGUGUUCCAUUAAUUUUACUAGCUACAGUUGGGUUAUAAAGAAUCUGAAAUCUAAAAGGACACUGUCAAGGUUGGGUCAAUGUUUUAGUUUUUGGCAGUGUCGCCACCCCCAGCUGACUUGAAUCUGUUCCACAGUUUUUUCUACAGACGAGCCCAAGCUGUGAUGCUCAGAUACGCACUUUGAACUCUGAAGAUCAAGGUUAUUCUGGGUUGGAGUAGUACUUGAUACCAGCACAUGAGGAGUCAGAUAGGUGCUGAUUUAGAGCUCCUCUUAACUCUGACGUGCAGGGACUUACGUUCCAAAGAUUUGGUUCAUAUCUAUCUCUACUUUUGUACAAUUGCAUUCAUAAAUACAUGUACAGAGGGAGAAGACUAUCGGUAAAAAUUGAUAAAUGGCAAGCAGUAAAAUAGUGUUAAAUAUUUUUUUAAAGUAUGAAACAAACACAGUUCUCAAAUUGCUCCUUUAAGGAAGCAGUUUCAAACUGUUAAAAGGUAAUUCUAAGCAGUAGCUAGUAAAGUUCUUUGUUAUGAAAAAAAACCCAAAACCUUGGCAAUGUCUUUUUGAAUUAAGAUCAAUAAUAGCUCGAAUUAGGUGCAAGUCUGUACUGAUGAAAAUAUAAAAACUUUCCUGAAUCUUAAUCAUUAUGAAUAUUCUUUGCUAUCUGAAGUUACCAUACGUUUUAAUUAUGUGUAUUUAAAAAUGAUAACUCUACUUACAAAGCAAAAAGGAAUCCUAGGAGAGGUGCAAUAACGUUAAUUUAAAUGCUAAUGCCAAUCAAAGCAACAUCACGUUUCUCUAGCUUUCCCUGUAGAUAAAAUUGCGUACAUUUGGUUGAAAAGCUUGCAUUUUUUCUGCAUUGUGGAUACAUUGCCUCAUGCAGUAUCAGUAAAUCUCUAUUUUAUUUUGGACUUAAAUAAAAUUUGAAAUAUGACUUGCAGUUUUAGUUGGAAUCCAUUUCUUAGGCUUAAGUAAAAUGUUUACUGAACAUUGGAGAAGACAGAGCAUUUAUCAGAAACUUGAAAUCCCUUCUUGUGGUACAAGCUCUGAGCCUGUUUCUGCAAGCAUGUGAACACAGUGUAUACUCUCAGUGUGGACAGCAAAAGAGGUAUAUACAGUGUUUUCAAUGUCAAACUUAACCAGUAACUUCCCCCUAAUUAAACUAAACCAUUUCUGGACGCAUCUGUAAUCCAUAGGUGUUCUGUGCGUUACUCCUCAUCAGGAAUGUUGGGGGAUGCAUUCUGAUUUUUAAUGUUCAAUGCUAGAAUGACCAAACUAAAAUAAUAUUCAUAUGGUAAUCUAAACUGUUCGAAAAAGUAGAAUUGCAUUACUGUAUACAGUGGAAAGCUAUUUAUUGUACCUCUGGGCUUAUUCCUCUAAAAAUCGUAGCGUAAAAAAAAUCUUUGUCAAGCCUGAACUGAUGUAUAUAACUGAAAUAAUGUAAAGUUAUAUUUUCAUGUUUUUAUACUUAACAACAUGAUGGGAAUACAUAACGUAUGAGUAUUUCAAUUACAGAUAAUAUUGAUUGGAUAAUACACAUCUCAGUUAAAAAGCAGUAAUCAUAGUUUAAUAUCCAUGUUACCGUACAUCAGUAUAUUGCUAUAUAAAGUAUGUCUGUGUGCAUUUAAGUGAAAAGUAGUCAAGAGUGAUGAAAGCUGUCCAAGGGUUUUUUAUUCAUUUUAUAUGAAAACUGUUAUGGAGCAACCAAAAUGUUUAUGAACUCAAACUUGUGUAAAUUUCAAAAUGUCCUUUUACUGUAGCUUUUUGUUUACAGUACAGUAUCUUAUUUUCUGCUUUGUUAAAUGAGUAACGGUACAAAGCUGGACAUACACUUUCUAAGACAUUAACGUUCCCGUUUUUUCAUGUAUACCUAUAUGACAGAAGAUGCUUCUGAUUUUAUUUUUCAAUCUAACACAUGAUGGCUUUUCUGGAGUGUUGUAUAAACUUCAAUCAUACAUAAAAAAUCUUCUUAAAAAAGGCAAAAGA